AUGAAACCAAUACCGUCCUGCCACGUGAUGGCCAUGCCAUAUCCCGGCCGCGGGCACAUCAACCCGAUGAUGGACCUCUGCAAACUGGUGGCCGGAAAGAGCAGCAGUAUUCUAAUAACCUUCGUACUGACAGAGGAGUGGCUCGGCUUGAUUGGCUCCACAGCCAAGCCAGAUAAUAUCUGCUUCGCCACCAUUCCAAAUGUUAUACCGUCGGAGCAUGCUCGAGGAUCCGACCCGAAUGGAUUCGCCAUGGCUGUGGGGAGUAAAAUGGAAGAACCGUUCGAGCGGCUCUUGGACGAGCUUCAGCUUUCUCCGACGCUGAUUAUCGCUGACGCUGUUGUUCCUUGGGCGGCUGAUGUAGCUUCUAGAAGGAACAUUCCGUUAGCUGUGCUCUGGCCGAUGUCGGCGUCGGUGUUUUCGAUGGUUUACCAUUUUGACCUUCUGGUUCAGCACGGCCACUUUCCGGUCAAUGUAUCUGGAAGGUAUGGUCAACCAGAAGAAGUAGCUGGACUGGUUGAAUUCUUAGCCCUCAAUCCGGCUGCCGGUUACAUCACUGGACAGAAUUCUACUAAUGAAGCUAUUCUAGCAAGUGUUCCCUUGCUUACGUUCCCUAUAUUGACGGAUCAAGUUCCAAAUGCUAAGAUGAUUGUCGAAGAUUGGCAAAUUGGAUGGAAGGUGAAGAGAGAAUUCGAGAAAAAAAACUUGGCAAAACGAGAUGAAAUUGCACUUCUUGUGCAGAGAUUUAUUAACUCAGAGAGUCGAGAGAGGAAACAACUUAUAGAAAAGGCUAGAGAAAUUGAACAAGUUUGUGAAAAAGAAGUUGCAGAUUGA
Fraxinus pennsylvanica is the source of this 831-nucleotide messenger RNA. The record is from the annotation of a GenBank genome assembly. NCBI's taxonomy places the organism in Eukaryota, Viridiplantae, Streptophyta, Magnoliopsida, Lamiales, Oleaceae.